AUGGCCAACAAACAGCAAGAACUCCCUCUCUUCGCCGUCGACAACACUGCGGACGUCGAGCCCUACCUCUUCCUCAACCAUCCCAUGGCCUUUGUGCCUCUCACCUGCGACGCCAAGGACGAGCACCACUCCGCUCCGCCCUCGCCCACAGCAGAACCCAAGUCGAUUCUCAAACCCCAAACACAUCUCCAACCUCAACACGUCUCCUUCGCCGCCGCACCACACCUCCCCACUGAAGCUCACGCACCACUCAUGGAGCGCAAGCACUCCACCGCCUCCGACGUCUCCGACACGUUCAUGGCUCCUCCCAAGCCUGCUACCGACUUCGAAACCUGCUCGGAAGGCUUCCUCGGAGGCGGCGCCCUCCGACACGUAACUGGCAGCCACCACCUCCGCGAUCUCGCGGAGCUGGCAGAGCUAGACCAGCAGGCCAAGGCGCGAAGGCAGUCGAACCAGAAGGCGGUGCGGAAGCCAAAGGAAACUACUACUGGAUGGAACGUGAUGAGCUGGUGGCCCGAGCCACUCGACGACCGCAUGGAGAGAGAAUGGAGCGAGGAAUUUUACGAUUGA
Molecule: messenger RNA, 570 nt
Organism: Cyphellophora europaea CBS 101466
Lineage: Eukaryota; Fungi; Ascomycota; Eurotiomycetes; Chaetothyriales; Cyphellophoraceae
Exons: 1
Coding region: 1-570 (189 amino acids)
Source: RefSeq, a predicted model, not a curated record